Molecule: messenger RNA, 385 nt
Organism: Amphimedon queenslandica
Lineage: Eukaryota; Metazoa; Porifera; Demospongiae; Haplosclerida; Niphatidae
Exons: 5
Coding region: 25-330 (101 amino acids)
Source: RefSeq, a predicted model, not a curated record
CGUGGCAAAGUUAUUAAAUUACAAAUGGCUGCCGUUAAGAAGAGAGAUCCAAGUCAAGUAGCUAAAGGACGGAUCUGUACAUUAGUACAGCAAGAUAUAGACGAGCUUGGUAAGAUAGUAAAGUAUAUUAGGCAGAAUUCUAGCACUAGAGAGAUACUUUUGAAAGCAGCAAAGAAAACAUCAUCACAGGAGCACUCAAUGGAUAACACGUUAUCUAACUUAAGAACAAUAGAAAAGUCAUUAGAAAAAUCGCUACUACAGGCUGAUUAUGUAGGAAGAAGCAUGGAGGUAGCUACACAGACAAUGAAUCAAAUCUAUGACAUUAUUUAACUAUUUCAUUUUUAUUAAUUUUUAAUCUUUAUGUUAAAUGAAUUCGUUCAUGGGA